Hyaena hyaena (striped hyena) is the source of this 1261-nucleotide messenger RNA. It is a transcript of the gene POLR1D, whose product is annotated as RNA polymerase I and III subunit D. The coding region runs from base 95 to 463 and encodes 122 amino acids. The transcript is spliced from 3 exons. Lineage: Eukaryota; Metazoa; Chordata; Mammalia; Carnivora; Hyaenidae. The record is from RefSeq and is a predicted model, not a curated record.
UCCUUCCUGCCUGCUUCGCCUGCACGUUUCGCGAUAUGGGUUGGAGCCUCCGGUCCGCCAGCACCACCUGAGGAUCCCGGAAGCCGCCCCCGCGAUGGAAGAGGACCAGGAGCUGGAGAGGAAAGCAAUCGAAGAAUUGCUAAAAGAGGCAAAACGUGGGAAAACGAGAGCGGAAACAAUGGGACCUAUGGGUUGGAUGAAGUGUCCCCUCGCCGGGACAAAUAAAAGAUUUCUGAUUAACACCAUUAAGAACACGCUGCCCUCCCACAAAGAGCAAGACCCUGAGCAGAAGGAGGCCAGCAAAGAACCUGCGAAAAGCCAGAGCCAGAAAGAAGAAAACCGCAAGAAGCACCGAGGCCACCCCUACACGCCCACCCUCCAGGGCCGGGGCGCGCGCGGCCACUCGCCGCCCCCGAAGCGCGGCGGCCACGACAAGUACGAGAAGCGGCCCCACCGGCGAUGAGGGGGCGCCCCGGGGACGCCGCCCGGGGCGGGGGGUGCGGGGGCGCGGACGCGGGGUGCGGAGCACACGCCUGGGGGGUCAGAGCCGCCCGUCUGGUGCGGGCACAGGGCUGUCGGGACACGGGACGCGUCCAGGGUGUCUCGGCCGCUUCGGCGGCGCCCUGCACACGUGUGUGGUUUCUCUUCUCUCUCGUUUGCAAGUUGGUUUCAAAAUAAACCUAAAACUUAAAAGUUUUCCAAGGUUGUUACGACUCGUUCCAGUUUUGGGGGUUUUUUUUCCCUCAUGUGGUACAAUUGUGGUCAUUUCUCAAGGUUUCUCAAAAAACAAGACACUUGUCAAUCCUGUGCUUUAUCGUUUUGGAGGAUGAGUUUCAAAGUCCGAAACGAUCUGGCCCGUAACCUACUUAAGAGAACGUGUCGCCCUCCAACGGGCUAGAAAUUUACCAAGAAGAAAUUCACCAGGAAACUCCUUGCUGGUUUUGUUUUCCUGUGAGCAAGCAGGGUAGGAAAUUCCCCAAACGGCCUUGAAUUUGGUGUUCCGUGGCGGUAACCAGAGGAUACUGGCUCUGUCGUUUCCUCGUGCAUUCUCACACUCGUUCCUGAGAUGAACAGCUUUUCUACAUUUAAAUUUGGGGGGCAAUAUGUAAGUUUUAAGUGGUGCUUUAAAAAGAACCCUCCAAAGUUAAAAUUAACAAAUUAUUUCAGUGCUAUGUCUUCCUGAGCAAAAGACCUCUAAUACCACUCUUAGUAUAGUUGUUUCAGAAAUCUUAAUUUUAAAUAAAAGUGUAUUUACAACGCC